AUGUCAGGUUUAUUGGAAAUUGUUCAAUCGCAGCCUAUCUUCCAAGGUCAUCUACGUGACACAAUCUCUGCGCAAAUCCAGCAAACAAAGCUCUCUCUUAAACCAGAGCGCAGGCAUAUUCGAAGCCUGAUGGAUAAGUCCAGUAGUGUCGCAACCACACAUUCGGUUGUUUUGGAGGGUGGACAACAGGUUUCUAAUGUUGGCGAAGUCACCGUUUUCGAGGGAUUUAUCAAAAAGCAGAGCCAGUGCGUGAACUGGAAGCGCCGUUAUCUUUGUAUUCGAGCUGAACUAUACCACAGCGAGGACGGCGACAGCAAUACCCCCAAGCUCCGAAAUGCAACUCUUUUUUUAACAAUAUCAAAGGAAACCUUGGCUCAGCAAUGCAUCCCGACCCCGUUUUCCGAUAUCGAGGACGCAUUUCCGGUGCCUCUAAAGUAUACCGGGACAAACACUCCCCACGUGUUUGCAGUUGCCUGCACAACGGGCAAACGCAUGCUCUUCCAGGCUAAGUCGGAUGAGGAACGCGACAUAUGGAUGGCUAAUAUUCAGGAUAUGCUAGGCAUCGGUGAUAACUAUCCAUACGAGCAACCUAACUACCUUUAA
Phytomonas sp. Hart1 is the source of this 603-nucleotide messenger RNA. NCBI's taxonomy places the organism in Eukaryota, Euglenozoa, Kinetoplastea, Trypanosomatida, Trypanosomatidae. The record is from the annotation of a GenBank genome assembly.